AUGUCAAAAUUGUUCCAUGUAGCUCUGCUGGCCGGCAGCUCCAUGCUGGGCAUCUCCUCGCUGACCUUGUGCCAGGAGCAGCGCAACAAGGCGCCACAAAUGAAACGUGAGCUCCCCACGCGCAGCAUGAAUCUGGAGGCAUUGCGACGCACCGAAUACGACAUCCUGAUCAUUGGCGGAGGCGCAGUUGGAGCUGGUUGUGCGCUUGAUUCGGCGACGCGGGGCUUGAAGACCGCUCUGGUGGAAGCCGAUGAUUUCGGCAGUGGCACCUCGUCCAAGUCCAGUAAAUUACUGCAUGGCGGACUCAGGGAUCUGGAUCAGGCCAUCUCCAAGCUGGACUUGGCCGCCUUUCGACGUGUGCGCACCUCGCUGGAGGAGCGCAGUAAUAUUGCCAAUAUGGCACCACACUUAAAUCAACCGGUGCCCAUCAUGCUGCCAGUGCAUCACUGGUGGCAGCUGCCCUCGUAUUGGGCCAAGCUGCACAUCUACCAUUUGAUGGCACCUGGCACCACUCGAGGAUUCCAAUACAUUAGCACACCCGAGGCACUGGACAUAUUUCCCAUGCUGCCACGCGAUAUCUACGGCGCCUUUGUCUUUUACGAGGGUCAGCACGAUGAUGCUCGUCUGUGUCUCGCUGUCAUCUUGACUGCUUCACGUUAUGGUGCCGAUGUCUGUAAUCACAUGAAGGUCACCGAACUGCUGCGGAACAAGCAUGAGCAAAUUGUGGGAGCCAAGGCAACUGAUCAGUUGACUGGCAAAUCGUACAAGAUACGCGCCAAGGUGGUCAUCAAUGCCACGGGUCCGAUGAGCGAUAGCAUCUGCCGGCUGGAGGAUGUUAAUGCGGUGCCUCAUUGCUCGCCCACCUGGGCCUCACACAUUGUUCUGCCGCCGUUCUACUGUCCCGAGGAAGUGGGCCUCUUCGAUCCCUGCACGCGAAGUGGCUCCGCCAUCUAUUUCCUACCCUGGCUGGGACACACGCUGAUGGGCACCUCGGAUGAGCUGCGUGAAUCGUCGGCGGGGCCACAGCCCACGGAAAUGGAGGUGCAAUAUCUGCUGGAUGGGAUCAAGAACUAUAUUAAUCCCAAUUUCGAUGUGCGCCGCUGUGAUGUUCUGGCUGUUUGGGGUGGUUACAAGCCGCUGCCCACGGAGACGGAUGAGUUGAAGGAUUCACUGCUCAAGAAUCAUCUGAUUACGCUGGGCAAGGGUAAAAUGUUGUCUAUUGUGGGCGGCACCUGGUCUUCGUUCCGAAUCAUCGCCGAAGAGGCAAUCGAUGAGGCCAUUCGAACUGGGCGCCUGCAUCCAUUGCGCCUAAACUCGAUUACGGCGUCUUCCUGCAAACUAGAUGGUGCCGAUGGCUGGACACCGAAUAUGUUUAUACGUCUGGUGCAGGAUUUCGGACUGGAGCGUGAUGUGGCGAAGCAUUUGACCGACACCUAUGGCUCGAAUGCCUGCAAAGUAGCCGUCUGUGCUCAUCCCAGCGGCAGUUGGCCCAUCACCGGCAAACGAUUGCAUUCCGAGUUUCCCUAUAUCGAAGCGGAGGUGCGUCAGGGAAUUAAGGAUUACGCCUGCACGUUGGUGGACAUGGUUGCGCGUCGUCUGCGGGUUGCCUUCCUCAAUGUGCACGUGGCCGAGGAGAUAUUGCCAAAAGUGGCCGACGUGAUGGCUCACGAGCUGCAGUGGUCGAAGAAGAGAAGGGCGCAAGAGAUCGAGGAAGGGAAACUCUUUCUCAGCACACAGAUGGGUCAAUCACCCGCGAAUGCGUCGCCGGACCAUGUGAAUAUUCCGAUUAAAAUGUCCGUGGAACAGGUGCAAAAGUAUGCGGCGCAUUUCAAGAGCCUGGAUACCGAAGAUACGGGUUUUGUGUCCAUCAACAAAUGCUGUGCGGCCAUGAAAACCUUUGGCGUCAAAGAGGUGCCCGUGGAUCUGAUGCACAACGUUCUGCGUGACAUUGACUGUCAUUCACAGGGCAAGGUUAAUCUCUACGAGUUUCUGCUGCUCAUGUCCGCUGUGGUCCAUGGAGAUACGGCGUAUUUGCGCUAUGCCAAGUUGCGAAUGGAUCAAAAGCUCAGCGCGAUUAACAAUCGCAAGCGACAAGUGAUCUCAGUGGAGAGAUCAGGUGGUGGACUGUAAUAUACGUGAUUCUCACUUAAAUUGUUGAAUGUCUCUAAAUUACAUGUUGAAUUUUACUCCAAUAAUCAAAAGUCGGUUGGGCGAAGUUGCCACAUCGACGAAAUAAGAACGCACUUUAAUGAAACUUGACGAAACUUUUAACGAGCUUUCUUUCCCCUAUUUAAUAAACUUGACAGCCCA
Molecule: messenger RNA, 2310 nt
Organism: Drosophila nasuta
Lineage: Eukaryota; Metazoa; Arthropoda; Insecta; Diptera; Drosophilidae
Gene: Gpo2
Product: Glycerophosphate oxidase 2
Exons: 1
Coding region: 1-2130 (709 amino acids)
Biological process (GO): glycerol-3-phosphate metabolic process
Cellular component (GO): mitochondrion
Molecular function (GO): glycerol-3-phosphate dehydrogenase (quinone) activity; calcium ion binding
Source: RefSeq, a predicted model, not a curated record